CUAGCCUUGCCCCAAUCCGGCCAAGUCAAAACUCCCCGCCCGCCAAUUCAUCAUUGGAAUCUUGUCAGUCUCAAGAUAGAUAUUGAAGCUGCGAACUACUUUCAUCCUGCGUACAACAUUAACCAGACAAUUAUCCGCGGCCUCUGUUGUAUGCUCUGUUUACGUUCCUUGUUCAGAAUGGCCGAAGAAACCGCCGCAAAGAGGCUCAGGACCUCCCCUCCCACAAUCGGCACUCACAACGGCCACUUCCACGCCGAUGAAGCCCUAGCCGUCUACCUCCUCCGCCUCCUACCAACCUACACCUCCUCCCCCCUCAUCCGUACCCGCGACCCCUCCCUCCUAGCCACCUGCCACACCGUCGUCGACGUCGGCGGCGAAUACGACCCCGCCCGCAACCGCUACGACCACCACCAGCGAUCCUUCACAACUACUUUCCCGCAACAUACCACAAAGCUCUCCUCCGCCGGCCUCAUCUACCUCCACUUCGGCAAAGCCAUCAUAGCCCAACACACCGCCCUCCCCGUCCACCACCCCGACGUAGCCACCCUGUACGAAAAGCUAUACACAGACUUCAUCGAGGCGCUCGACGCGAACGACAACGGCAUCUCCGUCUACGACAGCGCCGCCCUCGCCGCGGCCGGCGUGCAGAAACGCUUCCGCGACGGCGGCAUCAAUCUCGGCGCCCUCGUGGGCGAUCUGAACCAUCCAGACCCCACCGCGGCAGAGCCGCAGGACGAAGACGCCCUCUUCGAGAACGCGAGUAGGUUCAUUGGCGGCGCGUUCCUGCGCAAACUGCGUGUUGCGAGUAGCUCAUGGCUCCCUGCGCGCGCGACGGUGAGCGAGGCGUACAAGGCGCGCUUUGACACACAUGCCUCUGGGCAGAUACUGGUGUUGCCCACUGCGGGGGUUCCGUGGAAGGAGCAUUUGUUUGCGCUGGAGGAGGCGGCGGCGGCGGCGGCGGCAGAGGCUGGUGCGGAUCUUUUGAGACAGGUGUAUUACGUGCUGUACCCGGAGUCAACGGCGCCGGAGGCCAAGUGGCGCGUGCAGUGUGUACCGGUCACGGAUGUGAGUUUUGAGUCCAGGAAGCCGUUGCCGGAGGCGUGGUGUGGGGUUAGGGAUGAGGAUCUGGAUAGAGUGUUGGCGAGUGAGGAGGCGAGUGUGGUGGUACCUCCUGGUGCGGUAUUUGUGCAUGCGAAUGGGUUUAUUGGGGGGCAUGCGACGAGGGAGGGCGCGUUUGCGAUGGCGGUUAGGAGUUUGGGGUAAGAUGUGAAGACUGGGGGAUGUGUUUUGUUUUGCUUGUGUGGGAAUCCAUUUUGUGUUAUUUAUGCUUUGUGUUAUGGAAAAUAUGAGUAGGGAUAAUAAUAUUAGGGUUAUUGCACUGCCGAUGGGUACAUAGUGUGGUAUUUCUCAAGACGUAUUCUCGGAGUUAAGAAAGGAAAGGGGGAUUCGGUUAUGUUCAAACGCGCCAACAGGCCAAAUCAAAAUAUCAUAGACCCGUUAUAUUUCCAUCCUCGGGCCAUUAGCCCUUGUGUCAUAACUAACCCCUGUCAGCACCCAAACUGGAGUCGCCCGCUGGCGAUGCGCUUGAUGCGGAAGCCGUACCACAUCGACUUGUCUCCGUUAAAUAACAACCGUAGCCAUAACUAAGAUGUAGCAAAAGGAGGGAACUAAUACUGUCGGGUUUCCUCCCCCGCUAGCUAGGCGGGCCAAGGCCAACAUUCCGUG
Messenger RNA from Blastomyces gilchristii SLH14081, 1725 nucleotides. RefSeq names its product MYG1 protein. NCBI's taxonomy places the organism in Eukaryota, Fungi, Ascomycota, Eurotiomycetes, Onygenales, Ajellomycetaceae. The record is from RefSeq and is a predicted model, not a curated record. The transcript is spliced from 2 exons. Bases 151 to 1263 code for a protein of 370 amino acids. Gene Ontology annotation, cellular component: cytoplasm; nucleus.